This is a messenger RNA of Symsagittifera roscoffensis, 960 nucleotides long. Its product is annotated as trimethylamine monooxygenase-like. The transcript is spliced from 5 exons. Gene Ontology annotation, molecular function: NADP binding; N,N-dimethylaniline monooxygenase activity; flavin adenine dinucleotide binding. The record is from RefSeq and is a predicted model, not a curated record. Lineage: Eukaryota; Metazoa; Xenacoelomorpha; Acoela; Convolutidae. The coding region runs from base 1 to 774 and encodes 257 amino acids.
AUGACAUCUCGUAAACUAUCUACUUCGGUAGCAGAUCCUCAGGGAGUGCAUGCAUUAACCGCUUCUCGUCUCAUUGAUUUGGACAAAAAUCCAGGUGUCAGACCAAUUGCUGAAGACAUUGCAGUUCAGUCCUUGAAAGCAGGGGCCGAGUACGUUACGAUUUCUUAUAGGUCCAGACCAAUUGACACUAAAUGGCCACCUGGAAUAGACCAGAGAACAAAUUUGGAGCGAAUUGAUGGAAAAACAGUAAGCUUCAAGGAUGGUACCAAAGAUGAUUAUGACGUCAUUAUUUAUUGCACCGGGUACCUGCACAGAUAUCCAUUUAUGGAAGAUAGACUGCAACUUCACUGCAACAAUACGUUUGCAGUGCCGCUGUACAAACAGGUGCUGGUCCCCCACAAUAAGCAGCUGUUUUACAUUGGAAUGCAGGCCAUGUUUUAUACUCUUCCCAUGUUCUGGCUUCAAGGUCAUUUCUGCGCCAAGGUCAUCAGAGGUGAGCUAGAAGUACCGCCACUUGAGUCUAUGUUGCGUGAAAUUGCACUGGAACGAAAAGAAGAAAGCGAUCAAGGUGAGGGCGUCUUCGACCCGGUGUUUUUUCAGACCCCGUAUUUGAACGAGCUUUCAGAACUAACUGGUCAAGUUAAAGUUGGGUUUGAAGAAGCAUUCUACUUGUACCAAGUUGACAGGAAAUCAGAUAUACUGGAGUACAAGAAACAAGGAAAAUAUAUCGAACUGAACACACAACGGAAAAAACUAUACGAAACACAUAAAUGACCUCAAAAAAGCAAUGUGCAAAUUUUAAUACCCAUGGUCAAUUUUCAAGGGACAGAAAACGAUAGAUCUAAAUUUGACAAUUAAAAUAGUUGAUUUGUAACCAUCCGUUAUUCAUACUGUGAUUUCUUGAAAUGUUGUAAUUCGGACAUCAAACUCAUUCUUUGACCGAAGUGCGGAAUUGCAGAU